Molecule: messenger RNA, 2172 nt
Organism: Xiphias gladius (swordfish)
Lineage: Eukaryota; Metazoa; Chordata; Actinopteri; Istiophoriformes; Xiphiidae
Gene: pex11g
Product: peroxisomal biogenesis factor 11 gamma
Exons: 6
Coding region: 259-981 (240 amino acids)
Biological process (GO): peroxisome fission
Cellular component (GO): peroxisomal membrane
Source: RefSeq, a predicted model, not a curated record
AACGCAGCACUAUGCCUAGUCUCCAAGAAGAGAAGAAGAAGAAGAAGAAGAGGAAGAAGAAGAAGGAGAAGAAGAAGAAGCAGAAGCAGCUCUAUUUACUCGGUGAUCAUCUACUCGGGUGCUUCCCGUUUCAAAGUCCAACUGAGAGCUGGUCAAGCGACAACAGGUAGAAGUGGAGAUGUUGUGCAGGAGCUUCACUGAUCAGUGUGUAUUUAUUUAAAGGCGUUUGGUGUGUGUGUGUGAAAGCCACAGACAGACAUGCAGCAGUCUGUGGAGUCUCUGGUCCGACUGCUGGAGUCCUACAGAGGAAGAGAUAAAGUUAUCCGGACUGUCUGUUAUGGCUCCCAGCUUGUUGGAGGAGUUCUUUCCCGCAAGGCAGAAGCAGACGUCUCGUCCCAGCGGCUCGGGAAAAGCCUGCUGCUGUUUUCUGCUCAGCUCAGCCAGUGCAGGACGGUGCUGAGGCUGUUUGAUGACCUCUCCAUGCUGGCUUACUCCCACAGCUAUGGCCUUGGAGCCGUGGAGGAGGACACGGGCGUGCGUUGGAUUUCUGUGCUGACCAAUGUGGCUGACCAGCUCUAUUACCCCUGUGAACACAUCGCGUGGGCCGCCGACGCUGAGCUCAUCAAAGCGAAGUCUGACAAAUGGUGGCUGUUCAGCACGGUGCUGUGGGGAACCUCGCUGCUGCUGGGAAUACUCAGGUCGCUGCGAGUUCUGCUGCUGCUGAAGAAGAAGCUGAAGAGAUGUGGGAGAGACGGAGCUGGCAACAGUCGCUCUCAGCUCCGAAGACAGAUGCGAGGGGAGGUGGUCUCCGUCAUUGGCAGCAUGGCUGACCUCAGUAAUGCCAUUCACUGGAUGCCGCCCGGCUUCCUGUGGGCCGGUCGAUUCCCUGACUGGCUGGUGGGGCUGUUGGGCACCAUCUCAUCUCUGAUUGGUUUGAUCCAGAUGAACGCCAGCGACAGUGACCUGACAGACAGUACAUAGUCUUUGCUCCACAGCGAGGAAUAGAUGAGAGGCUCGGAUCAGCACCAAAUGAAUGACGUACAGUAUAUCGGUGGAAAGCGCUGAAUGAAAGGAUGUGUAGCAGAUCCAGAACAUAAGAAGUCAAAAUCAAAUGGACCAAUAACCGCACAGUAAAUGAAUGAACUAACUAAACUUAAUGGACUUGUAGCCAGUCUUCAGAUGUGACUGAAAGCCGCUUGAAAAAGCGACAAAACAUCUUCAACUCCAUUGGUUUUAUAAAUUUAUUUGGACAUUACACAGUGAAAGGCAAGAUUUGAUGCUGAGAUUAAUGAAUCAAUUGUUCUUCUAUUUAGCACUUGUUUCUAAAGUAUUACUGUAUUACAUGGUAUUUUAGUAUAGUGUAGAUGUUUUCAGAGAGCAGGAUUUAGACCCUAUGUGACAAUAAAGUCCUAAUGACAUUGUGGUUAAUAGGUGGCAGCUCCGGGGGUAAGUCAUUUUUGUAUUUAUCCCAUUGUACCUUCUACUUGUUCUCCAAGACUGUUUUAGUGUAGCCAAGGUUCCAAAUACAACAAGUUUGGCCGGGCCACAACUCUUUUGCUUGAGGACGCCUCGCAGCGGGAGUCCUUGUUGUUUAAACAGAGGGUUUAAGUGCAGAGGAGACGUAAAGUGACACUGAACCUCUACCUGUUCAGUCAAUCCCCCAAGAAGGUCCCCGCACAAGUAGCUAAAAACUGGAAUAUAAUGUCUGUGUCUAGAGAUUAAAUCUGCAUGGUGGUUUUAAGCAAGAUAAAAUAAUAUGUAGAAACACCAGUAAAUUAUAUAUACAGUGAUUCAUAAAAUGUGAAUUUAUUAAUAUACAUUGUUAUGGUUGUGAUGAUUGGGCUGCUAGGAUCUCUCAACUGAAAAAAAUAUUUCUGUCACUAUUUAAAGAUCAUCUCAGGUUUAAUUUUAAAGCGUGUAAUGUCCUCAAGCUACACUACAGCAACUGGUUUCAGUAAUAAGUUACUCAGGGGUCGAAAUGAUCUUAACUGAUGAAAUUAGCUGUAGAAAUAUCUGAUUCUCAUUAAGGAAUCGGUACAGAUCAGGCCACAGACAAAUUUUCGAGUGAAGUUUGGUAUGCCCUGGAAAACGCUGACAAAGUUUUAAAUGUAAACUGAAUAAAAUGUAAAAUAAUUUUAGAUCAUGUAUUUUAAAAUAAACUGUUGAACUGCC